Manis pentadactyla (Chinese pangolin) is the source of this 6325-nucleotide messenger RNA. RefSeq names its product Wnt family member 5A (gene WNT5A). The transcript has 5 exons. NCBI's taxonomy places the organism in Eukaryota, Metazoa, Chordata, Mammalia, Pholidota, Manidae. The coding region runs from base 1026 to 2108 and encodes 360 amino acids. Gene Ontology annotation, biological process: cell fate commitment; multicellular organism development; neuron differentiation. Gene Ontology annotation, cellular component: extracellular region. The record is from RefSeq and is a predicted model, not a curated record. Gene Ontology annotation, molecular function: cytokine activity; frizzled binding.
ACCCUGCACCCUCACCAUUCGGAACUGACCGAACCGAGUCUAAAUGGAGCUGAACGGUUGGGGUGGCGGUGUUUUCCAAGGCCAGGCUCACAGUGCCGCGGUAACUAAGUGGCCGACUCCCCCAGACCAGGACCAAAGGAAAUUGGAGUUCCCCUUAGCUUCCUGGCCCCUUUCUCCGUGGCAUCUGCCAGUGGAACCAGACAGGAGGGGAACGGGAGACUGAAAAUUCAGAAUUUGGGGGAGGGUUGUGGGAAGGGCCUUUCCCAGGACAGCAGGGCCCACACCCCCGUCUUUCCUCGGGGGUGCCAUCCCUUCUCUGGGGGUGCACUGAGUCCGAAGAGAGGCCGCUGGCAGGGGAGGGGGCACUGUCACCAGUCUUCUUGAUUGGGAGGGCGCAUCUCCGUCCCCAAGGCCCCCUCCCCCCAGGGCCUCCCGUCUCUUCCAAGCACUCCAGUCUGGCUGCGGGGAGCCCUAAGGGGACCCAGACGGCCCUUCCCCCUCUGGAAGUGGCUUCCCCCAAAGUGGCCUGUAAACUGAUUAUGAAACAUACGCUGUUAAUUCGGAGCUGCGUUUCCCAGCUGGGCCCUCGCGCACUCCCCGGGGCCUGGCCCCCACCCUGCCCUGCCUCCCGCGUCCUGCCCCCACCCACCCGGCGCGGCCACCCCGCCUCCUCCCCAGCCGCCGGCGCGCUCCGCUCGCCUCCGCGCCGCUCGCCCAUGGAAUUAAUUCCGGCUCCACUUGUUGCUCGGCCCAGGUCGGGGAGAGGACGAGGGGUGGCGGCGGGUUCCUGGGUGAAUUCCCGAGGAGGGACGAGCCCGGCGCGACCUGCAGGGGCGCGAGGGGGUGCGGGACGCCCGGGAGCACGAAGGCGGCCGCGCCUGGCACCGGCGCUUUGACUCAAGAGCACUGAGACAUGUUUGUAAUCGCUGGCGUGCCCCGCGCGCAGGAUCCCAGCGAAAUCAGAUUUCCUGAAGUCGAUUGGAAUAUUAAGCCCAGGAGUUGCUUUGCGGACGGCUGGAAGUGCAAUGUCUCCCAAGUUCUUCCUCAUGGCCUUGGCCAUAUUUUACUCCUUCGCCCAGGUUGUAAUAGAAGCCAAUUCUUGGUGGUCGCUAGGGAUGAAUAACCCUGUUCAGAUGUCAGAAGUAUAUAUCAUAGGAGCACAGCCUCUGUGCAGCCAACUGGCAGGACUUUCUCAAGGACAGAAGAAACUCUGCCACUUGUAUCAGGACCACAUGCAGUAUAUCGGGGAAGGCGCGAAGACAGGCAUCAAGGAGUGUCAGUACCAGUUCCGGCACCGCAGGUGGAACUGCAGCACCGUGGAUAAUACCUCCGUCUUUGGCAGGGUCAUGCAGAUAGGCAGCCGCGAGACGGCCUUCACGUACGCGGUGAGCGCCGCGGGGGUGGUCAACGCCAUGAGCCGCGCCUGCCGCGAGGGCGAGCUGUCCACCUGCGGCUGCAGCCGCGCCGCGCGCCCCAAGGACCUGCCGCGCGACUGGCUGUGGGGCGGCUGCGGCGACAACAUCGACUACGGCUACCGCUUCGCCAAGGAGUUCGUGGACGCGCGCGAGCGGGAGCGCAUCCACGCCAAGGGCUCGUACGAGAGCGCGCGCAUCCUCAUGAACCUGCACAACAACGAGGCCGGCCGCCGGACGGUGUACAACCUGGCCGACGUGGCCUGCAAGUGCCACGGGGUGUCCGGCUCGUGCAGCCUCAAGACGUGCUGGCUGCAGCUGGCCGACUUCCGCAAGGUGGGCGACGCCCUGAAGGAGAAGUACGACAGCGCGGCGGCCAUGCGGCUCAACAGCCGGGGCAAGCUGGUGCAGGUCAACAGCCGCUUCAACUCGCCCACCACGCAGGACCUGGUCUACAUUGACCCCAGCCCCGACUAUUGCGUGCGCAACGAGAGCACCGGCUCGCUGGGCACGCAGGGCCGCCUGUGCAACAAGACGUCCGAGGGCAUGGACGGCUGCGAGCUCAUGUGCUGCGGCCGCGGCUACGACCAGUUCAAGACCGUGCAGACCGAGCGCUGCCACUGCAAGUUCCACUGGUGCUGCUAUGUCAAGUGCAGGAAGUGCACGGCGGUCGUGGACCAGUUCGUGUGCAAAUAGCGGGCACCUGCCUGCCACCCGGCCCCACUCCCAGGACCCACUUAUUUAUAGAAAGUUCAGUGAUUCUGGUUGGUUUUUUUUUUUUUAAUAUUUUGGUUUUCCCCAAGAAUUGCAACCCGAACCAUUUUCCCCCCGAGUCCCGUCUAAGAACUCUGUGGUUUAUUAUUAAUAAUAUAAUUAUUAUUUGGCAAGAAAGGGGUUUGGGAACCAAGAAAGAUAUUUAUUUUGUGGAUCUUUGAAAAGGUAAGACAAGACGACUUUUGAUGGUAGAGGAGGAGAGGGAAUAACAUACUCUUAACUUGGUUGUGUGCACAUCGAGGAAGUAAAAUAUGUUUUCUUUUCCUCAACUGUGGGGUCAUAUGGACAGGUAGCAACCAACUGGAAGAAGGUGGUGCAAACCUAUGCGUGAUUCAGCGUCUGAGACCAAAGUGAAUUGUAAAUGGUCUGGUGGGAAUGGAAGGGUCUUGAGAAAAAAAAAAAUGAGACCCUGUCUCCCCCAGCCUUCCCCAAGGGGCUGGCAGCCUGAAACAUUCUCAGACUGGUAGUUUAAAAUGUAAGAGCAAAAAUCUCCUCUUCCUCAAAGAAAAAGCUGCAUCAUUCGAGUCUUCUCAAACAUUCCAUCUACAGAUGGCCCUAUUCUAAUAGCUCCUAAAACUUGGAGGAACAGAGCUCCCGGAAAGGAAAAAUCUUCCCAACUCCUGUAUUAGGAUAUUGAUUUGCAGCUUUUAUAGGAAUUAGGUUUCAGAUUGGAAAAGGUCCCCGACUGGGUCCUAGACUUUCUGCCUGGAGAGGGAGAUUGGCUUGACUAUACAGGAAAAUAUCCUGUCGUGUUCUUGGUUAGUAAAUGAUAAUAAAAGGAUUCCAUUCAGAGAUCCUCAGCCCAGACGGCAAGGUAGUUGCGCACAAUUCAGCACGGCCCCAGAGCAGAAAACCACCUAUUUGAGGGGAAAAAAUUAGACCCUGCCCUCCCACUUGACCCCGGGCCCUCUCUGAUCCCCGUGGUGCUGCGAGGUGAUGCUGGCCCCCGUUGCCCCAAACGCAGCCCCACUGCGUCCUCUGUAAUUGUAGAACAGGAACUGAAACAUUAGGAGCUCCAUUUGGAAAACAGUUUGCUACUUAGGGAUUUUUUUUCUAAGACUUUUUUGGAGGAGCAGCUUAAGAUGUUUUGAUGACAGUGCCUGGAAUCCGGAGGUGCUGCCGUUCCACUGUUCCGAUCCUGUGUUUAGGCUACCCACUCGAGUUUUCCCAUUUUGCACCGCAGGUGUACCCUAAAAGUGUACUUGGACAGUUGCAUUUAUAAGGGUGGGAGGGUAAUCUGGUUUAAUGGUGCCUGAUCUCUCAAAGUCUUUUUGUACAUAACAUAUAUAUAUAUACAUAUAUAUAUUAUAUAUAUAUAUACACAUAUAUAUAUAUAUAGAUUAUAUCUCAGUGCAGCCAGUGAUUUAGAUUUACAGUUUACUGUGGGGUUAUUUCUCUAUCUAGAGCAUCAUUAUGCUUUAUCAAAGUCCAGUUGGGAUUUUUCCAGAAGGUUCCUGAGUUGAGCUUGGGCCAUGGUCCUUAUGUGGUCACACCUUGUGCAUCCCUAAGCAGCCUUGUUUCCGAAGAAUCUGGAAGGUCUUGCUCACUGAUAACAUGUUGGUUUGAAGAUUCCUUUUAUCUUCCCUGCCCUACCCCCCUUUCUCCAGCUUCCAUUUCUGUACGGAGAGGGCAUUACUUGUUCGUCAUAGACGUGGAUAUGAAGAGAGAUUCAGAACUCAGAGGUAUCGUCAGAAUUUCUCAUUCUUCAGUUCAUUUCCAAUGCCUGUUUGAGCAGAUAGUAGCUAAUUUAAUCCCUACGGGAAAUCCAGCUCACAACGUACAUACUUUAAAUUUCAUUUUUAACAAGGACACCUUUUUUCAGAAAGCGCCAUCAAAUGUAUUCUUCUCUUAGACUUCCAUCGUUUUAAAAUUUGGAAAGUUCAUGUCUCCUGUAACCCUUCAUGUCACCUCAGCCAUCCGUGGCUCUUAAUUUAUUGCACAAAGAAUAUUCACUUCCCCUCAGUUGCAGCGAGUUGCAGAGCAAAAUGUCUUGAAAUUAAAAAGCACUAAUUAGCUUAAAAUGUCACUUUUUUGGUUUUUAUUAUACAAAAACCAUGAAGUAAUUUUUUAUUUGCUAAACCAGAUUUUUGUUCCUUUUUAGCGAUUCAUGUUUAUGAAGAGAGUUGAGUUUAACAAUCCUAGUUUUUAAAAGAAACUAUUUAAUGUAAAAUAUUCUACUUGUCAUUCAGAUAUUAUGUAUAUCUUCUAUGGCCUUUGUUCUGUACUUUUAAUGUACAUAUUUCUGUCUCGUGUGAUUUGUAUAUUUCACUGGUUUUAAAAAACAAACAUCGAAAGGCUUAUGCCAAAUGGAAGAUAGACUAUAAAAUAAAAUGUUACUUGUAUAUUGGUAAGUGGUUUCAGUUGUCCUUCGGAUACUUCAUGUGGAAGUUUUUUGAGGAUUUUACCUAAACCCAACUAUUUGGAAGCUUCAAAAGAUUUCUAUAUGUAAUGGAACAACAAGGUAUUCUCUUUUCCUAUAUAUAUUCCUCAAAAAAAGAACACAUCAAGCAGAUGGCUUAAAGCUGGUUAUAGGAUUGCUCACAUUCUUUUAGCAUUAUGCAUGUAACUUAAUUGUUUUGGAGCAUGUAAUAUCUUAAGAGACAAACUGAAAAGGCACAUGCUUUUAUCCAAGACCUGGAUUUUAGGCCCCCAAAAAAGUAUGUGUGUGUUUACUCCCGCCACUGUCACACCUAUUUGAAGUUACUGUGGACUGCAUGUCUCCUGCCCCUUUGAAAGCAGUUUCAUGAAAAGCCAGCCUCGGUCUGCAGAGAAUGAAAACUCAUUGGAAACUAAAGGUUCGUUGUGUUAAGUGCAAUUAAUACAAGUUCUCGUGUUUUCCGAAAAUGUGCCCUGAAAUCUGGCCCGCACAGCUGAGAUUGAUAUGUUAGUCCUGUGUGUUUUUUUUCUUUCCGGAUAACCUUGUAACAUAUCGAAACCUUUCAAGGAUGCCAAGAAUGCAUUAUUCCACAAAAAAACAGUAGACCAACAUAUAGAGUGUUUAAAAUAGCAUUUCUGGGCAAAUUCAAACGCUUGUGGUUACUAGGACUCACAUCUGUUUCAGUUUUUCCUCCGUUGUAUAUUGACCAGUGUUCUUUAUUGCAAAAACAUAUACUCAAUUUGGAAGCGUCAGCAUAUUUUUUUUCCUUCAUCCUGGAGUGCAUUCAAGAUCUUCCCAAUACAGGAAAAUUAACAAAACAUUUAUAUGUAGGCAGCAGCAAACAGAGCCGUGUUCAAAACAGCAGCUAUGGGUUUAAGUAAAAGGAAGCUUCAAGUCCAGUUUAUCUGUUCAGUUCUUGGAGCUGCUGACCUCCUGUGACCGGCUCUGUAUGUUUUCGUAGCCUACCUGAACCCUUUACUCAUACAAUUUUGCCAAUACUAAUUUUCUAUUUGUUUUUGCAAAACAUUCUUCAAGCCACUGAAAUGACCAACUACGACCCUCUAGAGGGUAAGUACGCUAAGUAAGAGAUGGGUACCGGGCAGCUCCAGGAGACCAUUAGCAAAACCAGUCCCCAAGGACCGAGUGGUCCACAACGGAGAGACAGAAAAGGUACUUAAACCUUGAUGCAGAUAUGUAAUGCAAACGUGCACAGGCCUAAGAUACUACAUUAUCGCUAUAAAGCAUACUUUUAAAAUACUUAUUUUUCCAAGUAUUUUUUAGUCUUCCCUCUCAGUGGAACGGGAACCGCCACCAAACAGAUGCCAUGUUUUGAAAGUGAGAUGAUGAAAUGAGUGUUGAAUAUAGGAAACACUUGGCAAAGUAGGAAUUAAAACUUAGAGAAGGAAUCUUCUAAUUUACCUGUUCGCACAGACUUGACACCUAAGCCUGAUGACUGGAUAAUAUUUUAGUGAAACGCCAUCUUGUCAGUCAACUUUAAAACCUGGAUUUAGAAUGGCAAAAGGUCAGCACAUGGUAUUUUUAAAACAAAUAUGUAUCAAUUGGAAUUUAGAAGAUUUAAUUAAAAUGCUGUCUUAGUAUUUCAAGAGCAAUAAAGGAUGGAGGAAAAUUGCAUCUUAGGCCAGUUUUAUAUGCAGUGUACAAUUUGCUGGGCUAGAAAUGAGAUAAAGAUUAUUUAUUUUUGUUCAUACCAUGUACUUUUCUAUUAAAAUGGUUUUUUAAAUGAAAUUGGUGCAAUCACGUG